Molecule: messenger RNA, 8556 nt
Organism: Cladocopium goreaui
Lineage: Eukaryota; Dinophyceae; Suessiales; Symbiodiniaceae
Source: the annotation of a GenBank genome assembly
AUGGCAAUGCGCCUGUGGGUCGCUUUCUGGACACUGGUGGACAGUAGCUUCAAGGCCAACUAUUACUAUCGCACAGGCCUCACGAGUAUUCCCACAGAUUUGCCCUACAGCACCGUGAAUUCCACAAACACCCACGCCACCAUCAACUUUGACAAUACAGCGCUGGCCGCGAUUUCCAGCGGUCAAUUCGCAGCUCAGUUUGCCACCACUUUGACCAUAGCAACUGCGGGACUUUACUCCUUUCAGCUGGACUUUCGUGAUGGUGUCCGACUGAAAGUCAGCGACAUCAAUCUGAACGACGCUCCGAAAUUAGAAGUGGAUGGUGUGAUCAGCAGUACCGGCGCGAGCCUGCGGAGAUCUGCACCUUGGUAUAUCGAAGCUGGAAAUCAUCCGCUGUACUUGGAAUAUUUUAGCUCUGGCAGUGGCUCUGCACGCUUGAAAUUGGAGUAUCAAGGGCCGGACACAUCAGAUGCCUGGGAAGUGGUUUGCACCACAUCGUCACGCUGUACGGCAAUGGAUCCCAUCCACAAACCGGAGAUCACCAUCUUUGGCGCAGUCCCCAGCUACUUCCUGAAGAGCUCGACCGAAUAUGAAGAGCCAGGUGUGCAAUGUUCAGGGUCCGGACAGCUGUGGGACGUGGUGGUGGAGAAGCCUAGCCUGAGCACCACAGGGAUCUUCUACGCCAAGUACAGCUGUGAGGAUAGCUAUGGCCUCACGGAUUCCGACAGUCGGGAGGUGCAUGUGAGAGACUGGCAGUCCAUUGUGCUGAUUGGCCCUGACCCCUUCACCAUUCUGGAGGGUGACACCUUCACUGAUCCGCAGGCCUGUUGUUUGGACUACAGUGGGCAGAGCCUUUCUUGGGUUGGAUAUGGUUCCGUGGGCACUGCUUCUGGAAUCUACGAGACGAGCUACACCUGCGUGGAUCCGUUGCUGAACUCUGUGGUGACCACCAACCGUCAGGUGAUCGUGGACUCAGCUCCAACUCUACAGUUGCUGGGUGACAGUUCUGUGAAGAUCACCAAGGGUACGGGCUACAUCGACGAUGGCGUCGUGUGUCAAGAUGCUGAAGACGGACUCAUCAGCAACGUCCUGCCGGACAGCGAAGAGAUCAUCCAACCUGUUGGUGUGUUCACCUCCGACAGCGCGACGGCCACCGCACGGGCGGCGGUGGAUGGAAACGGUGAGAGCAGCUGCAGCAACUGCGAGACCGUCACAUCAGGUCUUCUCCGUUGGGUGGAAUUGGACCUGGGUGCUGCGCGCACAGUGACGGAGGUCAGACUCUAUGCACCCAGUGAUGGUUUCCAAGUGCAUGUGGCAACACUGCCCUGGCCCACACAGGGCAGUUCCUCACUGUAUGAGAGCACAACGGGAGACUGCAGCAGUGUCAGCAAAUGGGACAUCUGGGACUUGCACCUCUGCGAGCGCGCCGCGGAUCUGUUGGGCGUGACCUACAGCUCCUCCAGUUACAGCUCCGCGACAGGUACUUUGCACGGCUGUGUUUACGACAGUUCCACCUCAACAUUGGAGAUCAAACUGGGUGAUGCGCGAUCCACUUUUGCUUCCUCUCUGGCCUCACAGAGUGCCGUGAGCAGCACCACAUUGAGCGGCACACAGACACGGAUCUGUGGACCCUUGGCGCCCUUCACGCAGAUUCAGGAUGGUUUUUGCGAAGACAUUGGGUACCAGGCCAUUCGAAGCCGCGUGCGUUGCGGCCUAGCCGCGCAGGCGUUAGGCAUCAGCAUGGGUGCGCACUCGUCUUCCGCCUCUCAAGUUGCUCCUGGAGGUUGCUAUCAGUACACCACGGAUUCGAGUGUCCGGAUCAACCAAGAUCAGACAGCAAAGGAGUAUGUCAGCUCUUCGACCCUAGCGUCGCUGUGUCAAUUGCCAGGCUCCUGUGUAGAUUACUACAUCUCCUACUCGGAUAAUGACAUGGUCUCCGGCACAAGUGCCACAACGCAAAGCACCUGGGGCGAUUGCAUGAAAAGCUGCGCUUCCAGUUCAAGCUGCGGACUGUGGAGUUAUGAUUUGAGCUCCAGCAGCUGCAAACUCUACAACAGCGGAGCUGCAGGCUCCGCUUCUGCGGACGCGAAUCUCAUCUCUGGCCCAGCCUAUUGUCAGGAAGUCCCUGGUGUACCUUGCCGCGAAGAGCUGAGUGCAUCCACAGGUUGGAGCAAUGCCACCUGUUUGGCACCCACCGUGGGUCGCUAUGUGACCAUUUGGACCAGGCGGGCUUCUGGUGAUAUGAAACUUUGCGAGGCUGAGGUCCGCGGGGGUCUAGCACCGCGGCUACCAAAAACCUUCUACAUCAACUCUGGGUGUUCUGGUGCCAGUGUCGCAGGAAACUUCAUCCUGAACGGCAACCAGGGCGGUUUCCCGGUCUAUCACUACCCUCAAGAGGAUGUUUACGCAGUUGAAACUGGAAAAGAGACAGCCAGCUUCACCUACGAUCCCACUGCACAUCGAUGGGUACUUUCCAUCUCUACGGGAGCAGUGGCCUACGCUUAUACCGCGGCCACUCUGCCAGCAGGGGCCUUGGUGAUGACAGCAGAAAGUGGCACCUCCUUGAAGUGUCAGCAGCCCUUGGUACGACCUGAUCCGGCAGAGAGCUGCUCUUGGCGUUUCGGUUUCAGUCAACGUUCAGGGAAAUACGAGUGCCGAGAUGGAACUCUUUGCGAUUCAGACUGCUGUUCCAACAAUGGAGGUCUCUACCGUUGUCCCUACAACUUGCCCAUCAUGUGCGAGACAGCCACCAAUGGGUUGUACACCUGUGCAACGGAUUGCUCCGCCACCGGUGGGCCACGCAAGUGUCAAGCCAGCGAUUCUUCAGCCAGCAGCUGUUUCGCUUCAGGAGUGAGCGGCAUGAGUUAUUCCACGGUGAUGACAGAUGGAACUCUCACCGAGUCCAGUGCCGAGGACUGUCAGCUACGUUGUCGCACUACGGGAGGGUGUGCACAUUUUUCAUAUUACCCGUUAUCAAACACGAACAACUGCAAAUUGCACGAUUCCUUGGCUGCAGCAGCUUCAGAAUCAGGAACGACAUCGGGCCCUCCAACAUGCUUGGCUGCUGUGACAACGGUGGAUAAUGUCAAUCCUGAUCAGAUUGGAUUCUUCCGAGUGUACUACCUUUGUACCGAUUCGAGCGGAUUGUCAGUUGGAACGUCCCGGGUUGUCGAAGUGGGUUGCGAAGGACCCAAUCCAUCUGGUAUUUAUGGUGGCAACAUUGUGACCUGCGAGACCGUGCAGUCAGGACCUGCGAAAGUCAAUGACUACUUGGCGUGUUUGAAAAUCUGCACUGCCGACAAUGCUUGUGAGACCUAUGAGUUCUUGGGAUUCAGCACGAAUACUGCGGAUGGAGGAAACUGUACCACCUGGUCCGGCUGCGAUGGCGUCUAUUCCGAAGAUACCAACACACUGCGGCAGGUUGGCUACUGUCAGCGCAUCAACCACUAUCCCAAGAUCUUUGUGACGGCAUCGGAUCGCACUGUGAACAUCGGUGUUGCCUAUGUAGAAGGAGCUGUGACUUGCACGGACUACGAGGAUCCUUAUCCUCCUAAUCCUGUCACCGUCACCGAAUUCGACAACAACGUCGCCGGGGAGUACUUCUUCCAAUACAGCUGCACGGACCAAAUCGGACAGACCACCUUGGGAAAUCGGACCGUCACCGUGAAAGCCAAUUGCGCAGUACCUUCAGGUAUCAAUAAUUCGGCUGACACCCCAUGUUCAGAGGGCAGUGGACCAUUUGCUCACGGGUCCACUUGCACACCAGUUUGCAAAGAUGGUUAUACCAGGUCACUUUCAUUGAUGACUUGCACUACCACAAGUGAUUCAGAUUAUCAAUCGGACUGGGAUAAAGGGACCUUCAUUUGCGGUGACUCCCAAUGUGACAUCUCCACUGUAAAGGGCUCCAUCAAGAACCUCGCGGAAUCCUCCGAUGGCUCGGAUGUUCCCGGAUGUGUGGAGGGAGAUACCAUUGUGUCCGGUGCCACCUGUACGCCCAACUGCAAGACAGCAGUCGGCACCAGCUUCAUUGCCGACGUGACAUCCCUGGCCUGUGACCGGGGGAACUUCACACCGGUGACCUACACCUGCAACGAAGUGGCUUAUGUGCCGCAGUAUGUGACCUACUCAUCACGCGAUGUGGAUGCCAUUGUUGUGACUUGGGCCGCUGGAAACCCAUCCGAUUGUGGAUUUACCAACUGGGCCUUAGAGUACAUCCUCGUCACCUCAAACACUGGUGAGACCGCUUGGGCGGACUAUCAAGCGAAUCCGAAUUGCGGAACCACAGCCCUGACGGCCGCUUCAAGGACCAGCAUUUUGUCCUGCACAGCCAACACCUUGGCCGAGGGAAGCGGCUACAAGUUCCGUGUUCGAGAGGAAUGCAGCAACACGGAUCUCAAUGGAGGCUGGCAAUACUCAGAGGAGAUCACCACGAAAACACUGACACCGCCAGUGACCAUCUUCACCUUGCCCAAUGACGAUGUCUAUGACUCCCCGGGCAGCAUCAUGGUGGCCUUCGACCAAGCCGUGGUGCCGGGCAUGGUCGGUCGAACAGUGGAACUGGUGAAGUCUGGCGAGAACUGCUUGGCUUCGGCUGAUGGCACCUACAACUACACCAAGACGACCUCCGAAAUCUCAAAGGUCUCGUUGGACGGUCAGUCCGGCAUGGAGAUCGCAGGCUCUCGAAUUCUGAUCAUUACACCUCCCACCGCGUAUUGGUCCGGCAGUUGCGUUUACAAUGUCUCGUUCCAGCAGGCAAGCAUCUAUCCAGACACCACCGGCACCAUCAAAGAAUUAGUGGCAUUUUGGUUCAAUUUCACCUACAUCGAAGUGCCACCGACACUGUCAUCCAUCAUCCGCAACGACACGGGAACAACCUCCACGUCCAUUUCGUAUACCAUCAUGUACGACAGGAGGACCCAGAUGAACUGCACAGCCGCGCCCAAAGAUGCAACAACUUGUGCAACGGCACAAGUUACCCAACAGCUGUCCCCAACCGCAUCCAGGAGGUGUGAAUCGCGGAAUUCGACCAGCGACAUGAUUCAGGAGCUCGAUGAACCUAUGAGUUUUACCAUUAGCGACCUCUAUCCGAAUGUGCAGUACUUCGUGACGUGUUCUGGGUGGAUCCCCGGAAAGUUCUGGGUGCCAACGGUGGAUAUCGCAACCACCUGGAGCAGUGCGCAAACAGUCACCACGUCGGAAGACACAGAGAGCGGGAUCUCCAAGUUUAUGCUCACGGUCUAUGCGGUGUGCACAGAUGGUUCCAUCAAACAAACUUAUCAGGCUGAAAUGAAGACAAGUGAAUUUGAGUUGGGAUACACUGCCCAGAUCGAUGAGUGGAUUGCAGCCUGUCAACCAGGUGUGAGUUUGCAGCUGUCUGAGAGUGUGAAUUUCAUCUUUGAGGGCACGGUUUCGACAGUGAGCGAGAACGCCUACGUGAAUUGGGAAGUAGGGCCAAAUCACACCGUCACCUACACGAAGCCAGCCGAUGCAACUGAGAGUGCCAUCGUGACUUCAUAUUUGAAGUUUGCUGUGCAGUCCCUGUCAUAUUUGCAAGGAAACACCCUUGUCACCAAUCUGCAGAACUAUCAGGUCUUGGUCACCGUGGUGGAUAUCGGGUUCACCUUUGAAGAAGUCUUCGCUAGCUCUUCCAAGGUCUAUGAGAUGAUUAGUGGUCUAAGCUCUGUGGCACCAAUGUAUGGGAGCACCGGAGAUGCAUUACCCACGGGCUACGAAGAGCUGGUGUUGGAUGUGGGGGCAGAGAUGUAUUUCAAGAUCAAGGUGUCACAGACCAACUUUGAUUGGAGUGAAGUGAAAUUGUAUUUGAAGUCCGUGACCAGUGGCUACUUGGUGAGCUCCACCUAUUUGUCAGCCAAUGGCCAAAUUGCCACCUACCAGUUGCAGCACAAUGGCCAGGGCACUCAGCUGCCCUUCAUCUUGGUGUGGCGCUCGGCGAUCUUCGUGAUCCCCAUUUGGAUUUCCUUUUCGCCACCGGUCUUCUCGGUGAAUGUCUUGGAAGCGAGCUUGACGGCGCAGACCACUGUUACGGUUUCUUUCAGCAAUGUUCCUACUUAUGUAGCUGGUACAGAUGCCUUUGGCGCACCAGCCAGCACCAUGCAGAUGUACAUCAUCAAGAAUGGCUACACCGACAAUCUCUGUGGAUCCACCACUUUCGACAAGACGUGGAACACCGGAACAUGUUCGCUGAGUCCCGGAGCACUCACUGAUAUCAUCAUUUAUUUGAAGAUACACAACCAGCAGCUGAACACGUUCCUGUUGGUCCCUGGAGAUCAAUCUGCAGGCCUUGCCAACAUCAUCAGCUAUGCACGUCCUAAUCCCACCGAAAUGGCAUCCGAUGUGCCAAAUGCACUGCGAAACAGUCUUCUGGAUCUGGGGAUGAUCGUGAAUACCUUUCCUGCGUACAUCUACAUCUGGGACAGCGCCAGCGGACUUCCAUCACCGGCUGCACUGCAGCUCAAGGGCGCAGCAGUUGCAGGUUAUAAGGCGGAGUUGGUGUCCAAUGGUUGCAAUGCUGUGGAAUUAUGUCAAAGCAUAACUUGGAUGAACAGCACGGCUCUUCGCUGUCAGACCAGUUCGUGUUUAGACAUCACAUGUCUUCCUCGAACGCCAAAUGUGAAGCUCUACUUGGGUGAUCUUCUGGCUUUGACGGAGUUGGAGGGAAAGAUCAACUUCCCUCGACCACUCAUCCAGAGCAUCAGCCCCACCAGCCUGGAGGACGUGGGUGCCAACCGAUACCUGGGCUUUUGGGGCCUCUACUUUUCAGAGCAAAGUUGCCAGAGCAGCCACGCAGAAUCCAUCCAAUUUGUCAGCAACACCACGGCGACGGAGAUUACCCUUGGUGAAUUCGCGGCACCGUGCACCAUCACUUUUCAGAACAGCACCUACAUCCUAUGUGUUGUCGUUGGCCCAGUCCGCAAUGUCCGUGAUCAGUCGAACACUGUGAGCACAGUUCCACCAGCUUUGUUGUCCAAUACACAGACUUUGACGUGGAAGUUGGUGGGUAGCCUCUACACGCCUCUGAACGGUGCGACCGCCGUCUACGCUUCUGAAGUGGAUCCCUCGACAGAUUUGAUUUGGGCCCUUCCCAGCUUGACCUUCACAGUGAACCUCAUGACCUGCGAAGCUGGCUACCGACGAGAAAGUGACUACGUGGCCAUAUGCGUUGCUUGCGAGCCGGGGUUUUGGAUUACCACCAGCCAGACCGAAUGGCCAUUGCGAUGCUUGCCCUGUGCCGUGGGAACAUACCAAAACACCGCAGGCUCAAGCGCGUGUGUCUCAUGUCCUGCGUUCACGACUUCUCCACAAGGAGCCAGUGAUCUGACGCACUGCACCUGUUUGCCCGGGUAUUUCUCGCCAUACUAUGAUGACACUACUGGAAAGACGACUCCUGGAACUCCCUGCACGGCCUGCCAUGAGUCGGAUUAUAUGCAAGCAGUGAGCGAUGAUGAAAGCUGUGGAGAUAGUGGAUACAAUGUGGGUGAUCUUUGCACAGCACGGGAUGAAGACCUCUGUGUGAAUAUUGAUGCCACCUCGCUGGACCUUCGCAUCUGCAAACUCUACUGUCCGGGAGGUACGGAGUGGCCUUUAGCCAAGCGCACCUUUUGGCACUUGAGGCGCUCUGUGACAACCGGCUCAACGGUGUCUGGACUGGAUGCCUAUCGGCCAGUGAUUCAAAGGUGCCUUCCAACCAUUGCAUGUCUUCCUGGCAAUGUCUGCAGCAGGGAAUAUGAAGACGUAGCUUGUGCCCUCUGCAAGUUUGGAUGGUUCAUGGAUGCCAGCACUGGCUUUUGCACGGAAUGUGGAGAAGCACAGAAGGUAGGAAUGAUCAUCAUGGCCAUCGUCAGCGUGAUUGGCUCCUUCGGAUGCUUGGUGUUCUUUGCAUUCUUCAUGCGCUUUAAUGCAGACAUUGUCUUCAAGCGUGAUCUCCUUGUUGCUUUUCAGAGGUACAUCAUCACGCCGUUGAAGAAGAGCAAUGUCUUCGCCAAGGCGAAGCGAAAAUCUGAGGCCCGAAAGGCCGUGACCGUCUACAAGAAAGACCUAGGAAUGAGUCACAGCUUCUCCAAAUAUCAUGAACUGGGCAUGGUCUUUCGUGUGGACGAAAGCCAAAUCGUGCACUUGGCAGGUCUGUCAAAGGAUUCCCCUCUCCGUGGCAAGGUGUUGCCGGGCUGGAAAGUCAACACCAUCAAUGGACGUCGAGUUAAGGUUCGGAAAGAAGCUGAAGUGCAAGAAAUUGUCCAAGCGUCACACUUCCCACUUCGGCUCACCUUCUCGGCGCCGCGAAAGUCCAAAGAACAAGUGAAGCAGGAGAGCGAUGGAAAGAGUGUAGACGGGGUCAACUUCGAUGAUGACCGGAAGAUGAUCGUGGUAUUGCUGGGAGUAAUGACUUCGUUCACCAAGGUCUCAGGAUUUGACUUCGAAUGGCCAGCUGCAUUCACAGAAUUAGUGAAGUAUGCCCAAAUGUUCUCCUUCAAUCUGAAUUUCUUUGCCCCGGAGUGUUCUGCAGAGACGCCAUACAUCACGAAGUGGCUGGGAUAUUAG